Molecule: messenger RNA, 3750 nt
Organism: Cydia splendana
Lineage: Eukaryota; Metazoa; Arthropoda; Insecta; Lepidoptera; Tortricidae
Product: leucine-rich melanocyte differentiation-associated protein-like
Exons: 5
Coding region: 274-915 (213 amino acids)
Molecular function (GO): protein binding
Source: RefSeq, a predicted model, not a curated record
ACAGCUUAAUGUUGUUAUUAUUGAUAUUUUUGUGACCGUGUUUUUCCGUACGUUUGUUUGGAAUUUUCCAUUAAACCGGUCAAACACCCGUUAAAUUCUCAUUAGAGAGCAAGCAUACUUAUAAUUUCCUACAGACCGUUUGACUGUAAUAUAAUUGUUUUGUAAAUUAGAUGUGAACCAAGCACUUCGAAGAAUGACGACGGAGUGAUCUCUGUUGAUGUUUCGAGCGAGGUACUCGUAGACUCCAUCACAGAAGUUCCACCAGACUUAAUCAUGACUACCGAGGGAAAUGUACAAAAUGGAGAGGACCCAACAAGACUGACUCUGGCAUAUGAAAGACUGUACGAAAUCCCACGCACCAUCGUGGAACGGUUCGCGGAGCAUGUAUGGCAUCUGGACAUCAGCCACAACAAAAUCACGAACCUGGACCCCCUGGUGCACUUCAAGCACCUCACAUCACUGAUCGCGGAUGACAACCCCAUCACAGAGAACUGUGUGCUGCCACCAUUACCCAAACUCCAGUUGUUAUGGGUCAACUAUUGCAAGAUCGGCUCCCUAUACCCAUGGGUGGCAAAGCUGAAGGAAUCCUGCCCCAACUUGCAGUAUCUAUGUCUCAUGGGCAACCCGGCGGCACCGAGUUAUCUCAACGGCGGGAACUUCUAUGAUUACCUACAGUACAGGCUAUUCGUAAUCUCCCAAUUCCCAUCCCUCAACCACCUGGACGAUCGCAAAGUCACCGAGGACCAACGAGCCGAGGCCCAACGGCUCUACAAGAGGCCCUUCUUCGAAAGGAUCGUCAAACCCAGCUCUGGAGGUAUCGCCCAACUUAUACAUACUCCCGUAAAAUGGAGCAGCUUUCAGAAUAAGAUUACCUCGUUGUGGACAGGUAAAGAGGAGAGGAAUUUGUUGAUUUAAUUUGUACAUUUUUUGUUUAAUUUUUUAUAUAUGCUUCAAAGUCACCGAGGACCAAACCGGGGCCCAAAGUCUAUUUAGGAGGCCGUUCUUCUAAAGGAUUGUGAAACUCAGCUCUCGAGGUAUCGCGCAACUUACAAUUUGCAUUUAUCACUAUAGUUCGUUUUUUUAGCAUUAGAAAAAAGGUAAACAAUCUUGAUGUGUCAUUUAAUUGAAAAACACGUUUUAAAAAUAAGUCACAGCAAGUAUGUAACAAAUAUGAAUCUAAUAUAAUCAUUUAUAUUUUACUGCUUUCAUAAGUAAUAGUUUUAAAAAGUUUAAAUCGUUUUUCAAUUAAAAGACAUGUCAAGAUCGCUUACCUUCUUUAUAAUGCUAAUAAAAACGAACUAUACACCUUAUAAAACAAAGUCCUCAACUCAAAAACUAUUACAUUGCUCUCUAUUAUUACCAUGGAACUGGCUUACAAGAAAUAUCCGUGGCAAUCGUUUAAAUAAAAAUAUUGCAUUUUCUUUCUAAAAUAUGGAAGAAUGUGUAGUAGAGAUUUCAAGGUUCAAUACUAUUGAAUAGUAGAUUAGACUUCUAAAAUUCCAAAAAGCAAUAACUGCCAUUUGAAUUCGGAACUGAUCGACGAACGGUUGUGAUUUAAUGUUUCCCCAUUUUUAAAGGAAAUGCCAAAUAAUUUAGUACAACUUAGUAUCGUUAUGAUGUAUGUUACAUUUUCAUAUGAACUCUUGAGUAGGAGUCACCAGGCCUACUCGUAUUUGAUCAAAUUGUCGCAUUUGAUCGUGACGCAAAAUCUAUAGAUAGCUUAUCUCGCAAUUUCGACAUAUACUAUACCUUAUCAGCAAACACAAAAAUGUCGAUAAAACUGUCAAACGCUGAUGGAAAUCUUGCCAUAUCAAUCAUAUCAUAACUACUUAUAUUUAUUAUAUAUUUUUUAUAAAUCUAAUGAAAGUGGUACACGAUGACAAUUUCUUCUAGUACAUCUCGAGUACGAGCGAGAUGUAUAGAAAGUAAGUAACGUUCUCGGUAGCGUUUAUGUCAGUGCCAAACUGGUGGUAGCCCACUGUUCGUUGAGUAGUUAUGCUAGGUGCAAAUGGCAACCCGUAUAUUACGCGUAUAAUGUGCCAAAGAAAUAUACAAACAUUAAGCUCAAAAAUAUUGACUCAUUUGGGUCAGUCAAGUAAACCAUACACGUUUUGAUCUCAAAUGUAUCGCAUCAGAUUAAAGAAUGAAAUUUAUGUAAAGAUAUUCUUACUAAGAGCAAUCCAUGUCUUAAUCCACGUAAAUUUGUAUUUUAUCAUUAUGUGCUUUAGGCCUUUAAACCUAUUUUUUCAUCCAUUAAUUGUUAUUGUUCUGGGGUAAUUUUGCUAGAAGCGAUCCAGUCACCGUUCAAUUACUAUGCUCAAUUAGAGCAAAUUUACACUACUGACUACUUAAACUCUAAAUCAUAAUUAGAUUCCAAAAAAAGUAAGACAAUGUUGCCACUGCAAUAAUUUGUUUGUAAAAUAGUAAAUGCCUUUUUAUAAAUAAACACGCUAAGAUAAUUUAUUUAUUGGUAAUUUUACUCCUACGAUUUAAAAAAGUACUUUUACUUACUUAUUUUUACAUAAAUACAAGACGCGCUAGUAAAAAGUGGCAACAUUGUCAUACUUUAUUUGUAAUCUAAUUAUGAUUUAGAGUUUACAUCUUCGAAACUUCUCACCUUCGAUCUAUGCUUUUAACUUACCCCCUACACUCGUAAACUUUAUAAAUGAGCGUUUUCCAAAAAAAAAAUACAUUUCAUUCAUGUCUUCAAAAUAUUGACUUCUUGGGCUCAUUUUACUCAGAAUCAUUUGUACAUUCACGCCUCAUACAUUAAAAAAAUGUGUCCCAAAAUUUUGUAUGAAUAAAUAUUUUUCCAGUGCGAUGUUCAUACAAAUAAAAAAACUUUUCAUACAAAAAUGUGACGAUCUGGAAACGAAAUCUUGGGACACAUUUUUUCAUGUAUGAGGCGUGAAUGUAAAAAUGAUUCUGAGUAAAAUGAGUCCAAGAAGUCAAUAUUUUGAAGACAUGAAUGAAAUGUACAUUUUUUUUUGGAACACGCUUAAAUCACAAAACUAAAAAGACGGAACUUUUGUAACAAAGCUAAAUUUAAAAAAACUGGAUGACUUGUGGCGAAAUUUCUUUAUAAUAUUGUUACCAAUAUGAAUACUAUCCAUAAACUAUGAUAAUAAUAUUAAUAAUCUAUCUAUAAACCUUUUUGCAAUAUUUAUUGUAUAUUUCAAUGACUGAUUAGUAUCCAUGUUAUAAAAUUUUGAUAUAUUCUAAAUUAGGUCAGCAUGUUUAAUAUUUGUCUUUUUAAUAUAAUACAUACUUACAUUAUGGUAAAGGUAUUAAUAAUAUACUAAUAAAGGUUAUUCAUUAAAAAUAUAUUAAAUUUAAUCUAAAGUUUCUCGAUAAUAGAUGAAAAUUGCUAAGCUAUAUGCGAAUAAACAAAUUGUCAAAAUUUUUAAACAUAUUUAAAAGUAGACUUUACCCUAAUCUCUAUACAAUAUAUAUACAGUGGUACUACUAAACGAAAUUAAUAACUAGCUUAAAUCUAAAAUAGGCCCUUGAGGCAUUGUACCAAGGAUGCUGGCGGCAUUUCCUCGCUGUAUCGCAAUGUUGAUACGUUGUCUCUAUUGAUUAGAAAUCCUAAUCCUAACCUAAAAAAAUCUUCCAAUAAUACGUAACUGUCUUUCGUCCAUUUCCUCUAAUUGUUAAUAUUUACUAUUUAAUUAGAUUAAUAAGAAAAAAACGUUUAUACAGGUAUUUAUUGUUUAAUUAUUUACAGUAAUAAAUAAAAAUAAGAAACAA